Venustampulla echinocandica is the source of this 2349-nucleotide messenger RNA. RefSeq lists its product as uncharacterized. Lineage: Eukaryota; Fungi; Ascomycota; Leotiomycetes; Helotiales; Pleuroascaceae. The transcript has 2 exons. Bases 1 to 2349 code for a protein of 782 amino acids. The record is from RefSeq and is a predicted model, not a curated record.
AUGGCACCCUCGAAGGAAGCCGUUUUUGAUCCUACGACAGGCAGGAAAAAGCUGAAGACUUCCGAUCUGCCACUCACUUCUGCGACGCGCGGAGCAAUCGAGGGGCUAAGUCAUAGGUUUAAAAAGAAAGGCGGCUAUGACUCCUUGCGGAAGCAAGUGUGGGAGGACUUGGAACGAAGUGACUUCGAGGCCGGAAUUAAAGAUGAGAUCCUCAAAGUUGCGGAAGCCGAGAUUGAUAAAAACCCGGAACAGCUUCUCAAAUUAGAUAAAGGCAAAGCGACGUUACUUAUUGAGGGCGCCGUGGAUCGUGCGGGUGUUUAUCAGGAGGCGGAAAAGAGGAUUGAUGCGCUUAUCGAUGCACAUCUCGCCGCCAUCGUGAGUGGGGUCAGAGGGCUCAGGGCCGAAGAUAUUGGCCAGGAAGCUGCAGCCGAGGAAGAGUUGAGGGGUAGCAAGACAGAGGAGCAGUAUGCCGAAGAAGCGGCAAUGAGACGAGCCGAGAGAGAAAAGAAGAGGCAGGAGGCGAGAGAGAUGGAGAGAGAGGCCGCGGAUGAGAAAAAGAAGAUUGAGCGGGCAAAGCGGAAGGAGGAGGAGAAGAAGAUUGAAGCUGAGCAGGAGAAACGACGGGUAGAGAGAGAAGCAAGGAGGAAGGCUGAACGGGAAAGAGAGGAGGAGAAGGAGAGAGAAUUGCGUGCACAUGAGCGGGAGAAGGAGAGGGAGAGGGAUGCAGCUAGGGAUCGCGAUCGUCACCGUGAGAGAGAUCGCGAGAGAGACUACGACCGAGAGCGAGACGAACGGCACAGAAGGCACGAUGAUGACUCUGCCCGCCGGCCCUCAGCCAGAAAUGACAAGGAACCAACCAAAAUCCCAAAGGCCGAGCUUUCCAAAGAGGAUAUCGAACGCCUCGAGCAGGAGGCUCUCAAUGAUCUUCUGAAGGAAGGCAAGCGCGUUGCACAGCGAUCAAGACAUCAAUUAGAGCUCGACAUCGACGAGACUCUAGCGCCACCCCCUCGAAAAGCCAUGCCAGCUUCAGCCAUCAAGCCCAUCUCCAAAGACUCCAAAUCUACAGAAGUUAAGAAAAUACCAACAGGGCCAAAAGCAGCUAAGGUCGAUGCAGACGGGUUUAAGACGCCCCUUCCGAAAAUGGCUGAAGAAGAGAAACUCGAUAGUCGCGAGAGGCGGAGUCGUCAGAAGAGCCAUAGCCGUGAUAGAGCCUCAACUCGGCGGCCAAGUCGAAGCAGAAGUCGUCGCCGUGACAGCAGAGACCGAGAAUCUGUACGUUCCUCAAGACGAGAUAGUCGGGAACGCGAUAGAGACUCAGGCCGUACCCGGCGUGACAGUCGAGACAGGGACAGGCGACGGCACGAUAGCAGAGAUAGGGACCAUCGACGUGAAGACAGUAGAGACCGGCGCCGGAGAGAUAGCAGGGAUCGCUCCCGGUCUCGUGAUCGUGAUAGGAGACGAAGCUAUCGAUCGCGAAGUCGAAGUCGAGACCGUCGCGAUAGAGACAGGGAUCGCAUUCGUGCAUCCAGUCCUAGAAUCAGCAGAGAGGAACAAGAAGCUAUCAAGCUGCAGGGUAUCAAAGAGCGUGAACUGGAGGCCAAGGAAUGGUUGGCCGCUAGGAAUGAAGCACAAGAAAAGGGCCUCCCGCUCCCAGUGUGGGGUGAGUGGAAGAGAGAACGGGAUAGGCAAACUGCCAACGCCAACCCGAGCCUACCUGCAGCUCAUGGCAAGGAUGAACCAAGCUCUUCUCGCCGGCGGGAUUCGAAGGAUCGCGAGCGGGAUAGGGUCGGCAGAUCUUCACGAGCCGAUCGAAGCAGAUCACGUCCCCCUACUGCCAGGAGAGAAAGGUCUACUAGUCCGGUCAAUAUCGAUCGCUAUGUGCCCGGCGCUGCCAGGCGCAGUAGCACAGCCCGUCGAGACAGGAGUAGGAGUCGGGAUCGAGAUCGUGACCGCGACCGUGAUAGGGAUAGGGGCCAUGAUGGGGAUCGAGAUAGGGAUAGACACCCGAAAGACGGCGACCUGAAGACUAGAAAAAGGUCUCGGUCCCGGGAUAGGAGUCGUAGAAGAGAUAGGAGCAGAGACCGGGAUCGAGACCGUAAGGCUAGGAGUAGGAGCCGUAGCGUGUAUAGCAGACGCGAUAGGGACAGUCGGAGAGAUAGAAGUAGAAGUCGGGAGAGGGAGAGGGACAGGGACAGAGAUAGAGACAGGCGGCGAGAUAGAAGUCGAAGCCAUGGUAGAGAUAGGGAGAGGGAGAAGGAUAAAGAUAGGGAAAGGGGAAGAGACCGUGACUAUGACAGGAAGCGGAGUCGAAGUAGGGGAAGUAGGAGGGAGUCGAAACGCGGCGAUUAG